Messenger RNA from Epinephelus lanceolatus (giant grouper), 1981 nucleotides. RefSeq names its product MAX dimerization protein 3 (gene mxd3). Gene Ontology annotation, molecular function: RNA polymerase II cis-regulatory region sequence-specific DNA binding; protein dimerization activity; DNA-binding transcription factor activity, RNA polymerase II-specific. The record is from RefSeq and is a predicted model, not a curated record. NCBI's taxonomy places the organism in Eukaryota, Metazoa, Chordata, Actinopteri, Perciformes, Serranidae. Gene Ontology annotation, biological process: regulation of transcription by RNA polymerase II.
GAGCACCUGAACGCAGCGCCAGUGUUGGGGCUCUGGAUUGAGGACGUAGCACAGACACAGCUUCAUCUACUUCAGGGCACCGACGCUUACACCACAGGAGGUUGUUUAUCCGCGGCUGUUGUUUUAUCCUAACAAACAUCAUAAUGGACGGACAUGUUUGCAACAUCCAGGUGCUUCUCCGGGCUGCUGAGUUCCUGGAGAGGAGAGAGCGGGAGGCAGAACAUGGAUAUGCUUCCCUCCUGCCCAUCAGUCCAGAUCACUCUGACAAAAGAAACAAACAGAAGAGCAAGAAGAUCUCUGCAGCUGGUGGCAAUAGGUCAGUUCACAACGAGCUGGAGAAAAACAGGCGAGCUCAGCUGAGGCACUGCCUGGAGCAGCUCAAGAAGCAAGUUCCUCUGUCGUCUGACUCGAUGAGGAACACCACGCUCAACCUGCUGAGACGAGCCCAACUUCACAUAAAGAAGCUGCAGGAGCAGGACGAGCGUGCGGAGCAGCUGAAGGGCCGCCUGCGCUGGGAGCAGAGAGAGCUGCGGGUUCGGCUGGAGCAGCUGCAGAGAGGAACGGAGAGGAUGAGGAAUGACAGUCAGGGGUCCACCAUGUCGUCCGAGAGGUCGGACUCCGACAGAGAGGACGUAGAGGUCGACGUGGAAAGCAUCGUGUUCGACUGUGUGGACUCUGACGGACUGAGCAUUACGCACACAGGUGCAGACCACUGUUACUCCAGCAUGGACAAAGCCUGGCUAUGACAGCAUCAAACCUACGGUAACUCAUUAAAUGUCACCUGGAACAGGACGAGGAGGAAAACAUUCCAAAAACAAAACAAAACAAACAAAAAAAAAAAAAGCCAGCGGAGGAAGAGGGAGAAUGGAGGAAGAUGUUAGUGUACAACUGAACACGUUUUUUCUCCCAGAGGAAGUAACUUGACAUUCUCUUUUCAACAUAUGUCAGACAACAAGCUAAAAGAUAACGUCAUGAAUGAGCUGUGUCCAUUUGCACUGAAUAGCAGUUAAAAUCACUGGGCUGGGAUGGAUGUAACAUUACGCAUGUAUGUAUUUUCUGGCAUCAACCGUUGGUGGCAUUACUUUGCGAAGCUGCAGGGUGUCUGUUACUCACAAUGACUCAAACAGUUCUUCUCAUUCAUCUUUAAGGGCUUUUAAAAAUCCAAAUAAGGGCUUUUUUUUAAAAUUCAAACCUCUUAACUUAUUCUUUACUACAGUAUGUCUACGCUGAAUUCUGCCUUAAAUCAGAUUUGGUCUAGUAUUCCAUACAGCUUUUUCCUUUAGCACUAAGUCCGUAUGUCACGUGUAACACGCACUUAAACAUUUAAUCUGUGCUUAUUAUUGUUCUUUUAUGUAACUUCAGUAAUGUAUUUUUCUUCUGUUGCACAAAACGUCCACACGUAGCACUUGUCGUGUUUCAAAAAGAUCAUGGGUAUAUCAAAAUGAAAACAGUGAACUGAAAUUAACUGGUCAUAUUUGCACAUUGAUACCUGGCAGUUAAUAUACUCUGACAAAUAUUCAUUUAGUUGUUUUUUUUUUUCUUUACACAACUCAGUCUGUGAUUAAGUGCAAGAACUUUGAUGCCUAAAAUGUGAGCGCAUGUGGAGAUUGGCACGAUGACAGAUCCAGUUUUAUUCACUGCUAAUACGAACUGGUAUGCGUCUGACAAGUGUUCAUUGUCACACCUGUGCAAUUCAUCGCUUGUGUCAGUUAUGCAUGCAACGACUUCACCACAGUCAGGCAGGUAAUGUCUACUUGUAGUAAUUAUGCAAUUUAUGCUGUAUUACAAGUAUGUAUCAUAUUCAUUGCUAUAUAUUUAAUAACUGAAGGUGCUUUUUUCUGUAUUUUUGUAUAUGCAAGAUGCCUUAUUACCUUUUAAUAGUAUGUAUGCAUUCAUCUGUCUCUCCGCCCAGUAAUAUAAUGUAGCAUUUUUUUGUACUGGUGUAAGCUUUUUUUUAUUGAAUAAAUAUUUUCUAUAUUUA